UUGUAGCCGUUUAAAAUCGAAGCCGACGUUUUUUCGGUUUUUUUUGUUAGCUUUUUCAAAAAGAGUUUUUUUACAAUUUCUGUUUUUUUUUUGUUGCUGUUGUUUGAGCUUUCUUUCAUUCUUGGGCUGUUAUCGUAAAUAUUGUUUUACUGUUCUCCAUGUUGGUGUUGUUGUUGCUGCUGUUUCUUGCGAUUAUUUUGUUGCUGCUGCCGCUGCAACACACAAAACUGUUGGUCGUCGUUUAGUUUGACAACAGUUUAACGUGGAAAUUAUUGCGAAUUUGUUGUACACGCAAAAAACUCGACAAAACGCCCGCUCGCGUGUUAUCAUAAAAAAAAGUCGUAACGUCAAACGUACUCUCGCCGCCACAAACAAACAAAACCCAAACAGCAACUACCAAACUCAACCAAAGAAAUUUUGAAAACGACUAAAACAAGAAAAAAAAGAACACUGAACGCAGCUAACGUAAUGCCAUUUACGCUUAACGCCUUACAUUGACUUUUAGAGUUGGGUGUUAAUUUUGUCAUUGUCGUGAGAGUUUUUUCUACUUCUUCUUGCGUUGAUUGCUUCAGCCCCAGACAUGUAUGGGCUUAUACGUUGUACAAUGUGAUAUAUUUCUAUUUUUGCAACACUCUAGUCUGGAAAAACCGUCACAUUUCACAAAAGUGUUUCUAAAUGCAAAGACUAGCCACGAAACAAAGUCAAGAUAAUGGAAGAUUAAUCGAUAUGUACAUAAAGUUAAAAACCAAAAAGUGAUGCUAACUGUAAUUUUACAAAGCAUACAAAAGAACAAAAAUAAAACGCCAAUCGUUUAAAUUCAAAAUUGAACUGAUUUAAAAAAAAAAAAUCCAAACAAAAAGUUUUAGAAAAAAAAGCUGAAAAGCAAACAGAGGAACGACGUCAAUUAAAAAAGGACAAUAAGGACUAAGACAAAAUGCCACAACGUUCACCUUUUGCCAUACAGGAACUGCUGGGUCUAAGCAAUAACACCACCACCAACAACAACAACAUAAACACAAACAAAGUCGCCGGCACAUUAGCGGCAGCAGCAGCAGUAGAAGCUGCAGCCACCAGCAACAUGGCCGUUGGCAGUGUGGCUAGCACACAAAAGGACCAAAAGCAAAGCGAAAUAAAACAGGAAGUACACAUGAAUGGCAAUUACAGUAAUGGUAGCAAUGCCGCAACAACAACAACAACAACAACAUCAUCAUCAUCUUCUUCAUCAUCAUCGCCGUCGCCGUUGGCUGCAAAACCCAGCUCUACGGCAAUUAGUUUAGAGUCCAAAGGCCAGAAAACAGCAACACCACCAGCAUUAAAGUCUAGCCUUAAAAUUUCCUCUAAUUUGUAUACAAAUGAGGCUUCAGCGGAAAUGGUUGAAAGAGGGCGGGGGUCCAGCAACAAGUCGGAUAUAAUGCCCACAGAUUUAUCUUCACCUGCAAAUAACAAUUCACCACAUUCAUCGGUCUCCUCCUCCUCCUCGCCCUCCGCCAAUAAUGAGGCCCAGGAGACUGCUACAAGGCUGCAGAAACUACAACAGCAGCAUCAGCAAAGUCAACAACAACAACAUCAUCAGCAACAAAUGUCCAUGGCUGCUGCCUCACGCAUGGCCUACUUUAAUGCCCAUGCGGCGGUGGCAGCCGCCUUUAUGCCCCAUUACCAUUUGGCAAAUUCCUCAGCGCCACACAUGCCACAGUCUUCUCAUCAUGGUGUGGCAGCACAAAAUCCUCACCUUACAGCAAAUCCCUAUGCAACGGUAACAGCAGCUUCGCACAUGCAACAACAUCAUGCCCUAAGCCAUCAGCAGCAGCAGCAGCAGCAACAUCAGCAUCAACAACAGCAACAUCAUCUGCAUCAAUUGCCCACGCUACAGCAUCCUCAUAUGCCAGCAACACAUGCGGCUGCAGCUGCUGCGGCAGCAGCGGCUCAUCACUCAAUGCUGCAGGGUCAGGGCUUUUCACCUUUGAAAAACUUCCCUGGCAGCAGCACAUGUAUACCAGGUUCUCUUGCCGGCAAAGAUUUCUCUUUGGAUGGCCUUAAUGGCUUUGCCAAUAAAAAGAAAAAGAAGAAACGACGUCACAGUCGCACCAUCUUUACCAGCUACCAAUUGGAGAAGCUGGAGGAAGCAUUCAAGGAAGCCCAUUAUCCAGAUGUGUAUGCGCGUGAAAUGUUGUCAUUGAAAACCGAAUUACCUGAGGAUCGUAUACAGGUCUGGUUUCAAAAUCGCCGUGCCAAAUGGCGUAAAACUGAAAAAUGUUGGGGUCGCAGCACUAUUAUGGCCGAAUAUGGUUUGUAUGGUGCCAUGGUACGUCACUCGUUGCCUUUGCCUGAGACUAUAUUGAAGUCGGCCAAGGAGAAUGACUCUGUAGCACCCUGGCUACUAGGUAUGGAGAACAAAAGUAUGCAUCGCAAAUCCAUAGAUGCCCAACACACAUUGCGAGACGAUUCGGGUGUAAGUGAUCCCGAGGAUACUGAAGUCGAUAUGGAAGCCGAAUCUACUCGAGAAAAACUUAAAGCUCAGCACGAAUUAAGCUCUUCCACGGAGUCACUGAAUGUUGUCAGCCCUACACCGCCUUCCUCCUCGUUGCCACCUUCCUCUUCGCCAGCCACUACACCCACAGCAACGACCAUGUCAACACCCUCGCCACACAUUGAUUUAAAUUCACCGGCUGCCUCACCAGUGCAUCAGCAAAUGCAGCAAUAUUUCGCCAAUGCUUCACCCUCGUCCUCAUCCACAUCAUCCCAUCCCUAUGGCAAUCAUCAUUUCGCAGCUCAAACGAGGCUGCCCAUACAAAAUGCCUCAAAUAAAAAUCUGGAAUUGAAUACCACUUCAGCCAGCAUGGGAGGUGCAGUAACAUCGACCAUAACAUCUAUGACUCAAAAUUCGGGGCCAACACCUUCAUAUCAUCCACUAUUGGAUGCAGCCAAUGCCAGUGCCUGUGCGGGAGCCACAACAACCAAAGAUUUUCACAUGAUUAUGAAUACUGCAGUGGCAGCGGCUGCGGCGGCAGCAGCUGGAGAUAUCUAUGGAACGAAUUUAAUGCAGGAUCCAGAUACCUUUAGAAACAAUUCAAUAGCCUGCCUGCGUGCCAAGGCCCAAGAGCAUCAGGCUCGUCUGCUAAACAGCGGCCUCUUUCUGCAGGUUCGUUCAUUUGCAGAUCUUCAACAGCGACAGCAACAACAGCAAUUACAGCAACAAUUACACCAUGGCAAGACAAAUCUUGGCAGUAAUCUAAAAAUUUGUGAUAUAAAAUCUACAGGUCUGGACCAUCAACUUGUGGCCACUCAGAGUGCAGCCUCAACCACAACCAAACGAGAAAUUGUAUAGAUUUUAAAAAUGUAGAUUUUACAAGAAAAUAGUAGAAAAAAAAACUAAACAGGGAAUGUCUUAUAUUUAAAUAAUAAAAUCGAAGCAAAUAUUUUAAAAAUAUUUCCAAGAAUAUGAAAAUCAUCAAGAGAUCUCAUCCAAACUUAAUAUUGUAUUUAUACACUUGAA
Stomoxys calcitrans (stable fly) is the source of this 3493-nucleotide messenger RNA. It is a transcript of the gene Vsx2, whose product is annotated as AF4/FMR2 family member lilli. The coding region runs from base 935 to 3325 and encodes 796 amino acids. The transcript has 7 exons. Gene Ontology annotation, biological process: regulation of transcription by RNA polymerase II. Lineage: Eukaryota; Metazoa; Arthropoda; Insecta; Diptera; Muscidae. Gene Ontology annotation, cellular component: nucleus. Gene Ontology annotation, molecular function: DNA-binding transcription factor activity, RNA polymerase II-specific; sequence-specific double-stranded DNA binding. The record is from RefSeq and is a predicted model, not a curated record.